Strongylocentrotus purpuratus (purple sea urchin) is the source of this 2807-nucleotide messenger RNA. RefSeq names its product heat shock 70 kDa protein IV-like. Gene Ontology annotation, biological process: protein refolding; cellular response to unfolded protein. Gene Ontology annotation, molecular function: heat shock protein binding; misfolded protein binding; ATP-dependent protein folding chaperone. Bases 838 to 2535 code for a protein of 565 amino acids. The record is from RefSeq and is a predicted model, not a curated record. NCBI's taxonomy places the organism in Eukaryota, Metazoa, Echinodermata, Echinoidea, Camarodonta, Strongylocentrotidae. Gene Ontology annotation, cellular component: cytoplasm. The transcript has 2 exons.
GUAAUGCGCAUGAUGUUCAACACCUUUUGGGUUAAUAAAAUAGUACUCCUUAUGUUACUGUUGUUGAUGUCGAGGGUUGUUUGAUAUACUAUGUUUUUUUCUUCCUUUACUCCUUCUACUACAAGGACCCCAACGCGGACGAUUUGGGCAUGCGCUAGCUAUACUCUCUAUAUAUUAUAUACCUUACGCUCUACUGUAUAUCACAGAAAUGGGAACAUCCUAAUUGUUUCCUGUCUCAAUCGAGAAUAUUCUAGUAUAUCGGAAGUGACGUGUUUACAAUGAAAACAGCACACGGUUGGAAAUCCGCUCAAACGAACAAUGAUAUAUCGGGAUGAAUUCAAUCAUAGACCAAUAUACAGUCAGUCUACUUUACACAACAAUAUUACUACAUGUAGUUUAGCCAAAAGGGGAAGUGAUGAUAUAGGCAUAUUCAGCUCGUUAUAUCAAUGCAAUUGUACAUGCUGUUAAUUUUGUGAGUAAUUUUCAGACGCAGAACACAUUGGUUACACAUGAGGACUAUACUUUUCUACGAUUGACAGUACGUCGAUGUGUUAGUUCAUAACGUCAUACACAAGAAGGGCUACAGCCAAAUAGAUGACGCACGUUUUGCAAAUUAGACAAAUCGUCGCUUCCGACGCUUCGUCAAAGUUUACUUCAAGCUUCGACUAUCAAACUGUUCAGAACAAACGAUUCUGCAAAUUAUCACGAAGUAGAAAUAUAUCGGGGUAUUUAGCCCAUACAUCACUUCCAAAUUGAUUGCGGUAGGUAGCGCUUAUUUUGGACAUCCUCAAAGUUGAUAUUUUAGGAACCAGAUAGCUCGAGAUAAAAUAAAAUACAAUGGCUUCAGGAAAAUCACCAGUGAUCGGGAUUGAUUUGGGGACAACAUGUUCCUGUGUAGGAGUCUUCCAGAAUGGGACGGUGGAGAUCAUUCCCAAUGACUAUGGAAACCGGACCACACCCAGUUGCGUUGCUUUCACAGACAGGGAGAUACUGAUUGGAGAGGAGGCCAAGAAUCAGAUGUCAAAGAAUCCCAAGAAUACAAUCUUCGAUGCCAAGCGUCUGAUUGGGCGACAAUUCAAUGACGAGGUUGUACAGUCAGGCAUGAAACACUGGCCCUUCACCGUCAUCAACACUGACGGCAAGCCGAUGCUGCAGGUAGAGCACAUUGGUGUAACCAAGACACUGUCUCCAGAAGAGGUCAGCUCCAUGGUUCUGACGAAGCUGAAGGAGACAGCAGAAGCCUACAUUGGCGAGAAGGUCACCGAUACCGUCAUCACUGUUCCUACUUACUUCAACGAUGCCCAGCGACAGGCGACCAAGGAGGCAGGGGUGAUCGCUGGCCUUAACGUCCUCAGGAUCAUCAACGAGCCCACCGCUGCCGCCCUCGCCUACGGUCUCGAUGAGAAGUCUGACGGCCGUGAACUGCAUGUUCUUGUUUUCGAUCUCGAUAGAAGUGAAUUCGACGUCUCACUCCUUGUCAUUGAAGAUGGGAUAUUCGAGGUACUGACGACGGCUGGAGACGCACAUUUCGGCGGAGAGGACUUCGAUAGCAGACUCGUCAACCAUCUCGUUGAGGAAUUCAAGAGCAGGAACAAGAUAGACUUGAUGACUAACUGCAAAGCACUACACCACCUUCGUAAAGCAGUGGAACGUGCAUCAAGCAGCACUCAUUGCUGUAUCGAAGUUGACUCUCUUUUCGAAGGCCUUGACUUCUACACUAGCAUUAGCAGAACAAAAUUCGAUGAGCUGUGUUCAGAUCUCUUUGAAAAGUGUUUGCAGCCGGUCCAAAGAGUAAUGCUGAAUGCCAAGAUCGAUAAGAAGAGGAUAGAUACAGUAAUCCUUGUUGGCGGAUCGACACGGAUCCCGAAGAUCCAGAAGCUUCUUCAAGAAUUCCUGGACGGAAAGGAAUUCAACAUGUCCAUAAACCCUGAAGAAGUUGUAGCCCACGGAGCCGCAUUGCACGCAGUUACUGUGUCCGAGAUACAAGUUUUUGCCUGUUUCCAUGUUGCUCCUCUGUCUCUUGGUAUCGAGACAGCGGCUGGUUCGAUGACAAGUAUCAUUGAUAGGAACACCAUGGUGCCAACCAGAGUAUCCCAGAGAUUCACUACCUACUCGGACAACCAACUAGGCGUCUCUAUACAGGUGUUUGAAGGAGAGCGGGCUAUGGUCAAGGACAACAAUCGCCUCGGCCAGUUUGAGUUGUCCGGGAUACCACCUGCUCCUCAUGGCGUCCCCAAGAUCGAAGUCACUUUCGACAUUAACGCCAAUGACAUAUUGACCGUCACUGCUAAGGAUUUGAUCACGGGCUGCAGCAAUGGAAUCACCAUCUCCAAUGAUAAGAGACUGUCCAAAGACGACAUCGAACGCAUGAUGAAGGAUGCUGAACGAUUCCAAGCCGAGGAUGAUGCCCAGCGCGAAGGCAUCGCCGCCAAGAAUUUUCUAGAGGUUGACACCCUCAACCUCAAUACCGCCGUCAGUGACUCCUCUACAGAGAAAUGGCUGGGCUCUGAUACAUUGUGUGAAAGCCCCUCUUAAUACAGAUUAGGAUAAAGGAAAAUCACGAUUUAUACUAAGUAUUUAACUUGUAAAUAGAAACUGACUCUUAUCGUUUAUUGUUCGUAAAUAUCCCUGUUACAGUGACUAUAAUUAUCUUUGCUAUAAUUAUUCAUAUUUAGUAACAAGGUAAAAAGAAAUCAGUAUCAAUAAUUGGUAUAAUAGGCAUAAAGAUGACAAGAACAUCUUCAUCGUGUAUGUUACACUGAUAUUUAACAAAAACGACAAGAAACAAAGCAAUUUACCUCCCAAAA